Molecule: messenger RNA, 699 nt
Organism: Diatraea saccharalis (sugarcane borer)
Lineage: Eukaryota; Metazoa; Arthropoda; Insecta; Lepidoptera; Crambidae
Source: the annotation of a GenBank genome assembly
AUGAGCGUACUAUGCUCACCAAAUAGAAGUGACAUAGCAAUACAUAGCAAUUCUUAUCCCAAUUUAAAUAAAAUGGAAAAUGUUUCACAUGCUACUUUUCGAGGCAAGCGAAAACAACUCGACGAUGAUGCAUUCAUUAUAACAGAAAUUGGCGAAAUCAGGAAACAGAUGUCUGAAAUGAUGACACUUUUGGCCACUUUAACCAAAAACCAAAGUGAAAGCGCUGAUAAAAUAUGCUCCGAUAUUGCUUCUCUAAAAGAUCAAGUAAAUAAUAUAAAUACAUCUAUGGAACACAUAACCCUCGAACAAGUUAAAAUUAAAGCAGACAUCGCGGAAGUUAUGAAUACUGCUAAUAAUACUGAAAAAAAGCUACUAAAUUUGGAAGCUGACGUCUCGACACUGAAAACCAUCACAGGAAAAUAUCUACCAGGAAAAUGUAGACCUAUUAAAGUAUGCUUUGCAUCACAAGAAGAAGCAUUGUCUAUUCUUCGUAAUAAAAAUAACUUGAAAUUAGAUUCUAUAAAAAUCGUCGCUGAUCAAACUCCGAAACAGCAAAGCUAUCUGAAAACGACGGGUGACGUGCCCCGCCUUGGAAACGCGCAUCUUAAAAACCUGUUCGGCCACCGGCCGAUGCGCCGGCGCAGCUCACGUGUACCACCAGUCGAGACUAUACUACGACGCGGAGCGCUUGCUGCUUAG